AUGUCUUCAAUUUUACCAGGUUUCUUAUCUCAACAGAUACUUGCCAAUCAUUUACAGACAUUGGAAACUAGAUUCACUCCCUGGGACGACGCAUCAGAUAUAUUCUCCAUCUUUAAUUCACCGGUCUGUCCCGUGGAAGUGAAUCCUGCUGUUGAGAAAACAAACUCAUGUCAAGUUCUAAACAAAAGCGACCCCUGUCCUGGUAUGGAAGACAGACCUUCUAACCUGACCGGUUUGAACGUUUUCUUCCCUAAAAAGGAUGAGCGGCAAAAGAAACGGAAAAAAUCAAAUCGGGAAUCUGCUAGGCGGUCAAGGAUGAAGAAACAAAAAUACCUAGACGAUUUGAGAAGCCAGCUUAACCAGCUCAAUACCGAGAACCGAGAACUAGAAAACCAGCUCCGGUACGUUAUGCACCAUUGUCAAGGCGCGAAUAUGGAAAAUGAUCGUCUACGAGUGGAAAACCAAAUUCUACAUGAGAAGCUGAUGAGCUUAAGACAAGCUUUGGUGCUGCGACAAAUCCAGCAGAGCUCAACGUGUGCCACUUGGUCGUGCGUUAACAGUACUGUUGUAACGGUCCAUCAGAAUCCGUCAAUGCUGAGAGAUCACGUAAUUUGA
This is a messenger RNA of Brassica napus (rape), 615 nucleotides long. Its product is annotated as basic leucine zipper 9-like. The record is from RefSeq and is a predicted model, not a curated record. The transcript has a single exon. Lineage: Eukaryota; Viridiplantae; Streptophyta; Magnoliopsida; Brassicales; Brassicaceae. Gene Ontology annotation, biological process: positive regulation of DNA-templated transcription. The coding region runs from base 1 to 615 and encodes 204 amino acids. Gene Ontology annotation, cellular component: nucleus. Gene Ontology annotation, molecular function: transcription cis-regulatory region binding; DNA-binding transcription factor activity.